This is a messenger RNA of Arachis duranensis, 519 nucleotides long. RefSeq lists its product as uncharacterized. The coding region runs from base 1 to 519 and encodes 172 amino acids. Lineage: Eukaryota; Viridiplantae; Streptophyta; Magnoliopsida; Fabales; Fabaceae. The record is from RefSeq and is a predicted model, not a curated record. The transcript has a single exon.
AUGGUGGCGGAUACGUUGAACAUAAAAUCUCUAAGCAUUUCUUGGAUGAUGAUUAAGGAAGAGAAGUUGUUGAGAGAAUUUAAGGACCUUAACUUGGGCAUCAGAGAGGUAACUGGGAAUGUGUGUUUGAACCAGUUGCAUAUCUCCAGUGACUUCAAGGCCGAGACUCAAAAAGCUCAGCAGGAUGACCAGGAGCUGCAAACGAUGCUGCAAGAAAUUGAACAGAGGAAACGAGGAGAGGUUACUCAAGACAGAGAAGGAACUUGGAGAUACAAAGGGAGAAGUUAUGUGCCAAAUGUGGGAGACUUAAGACGAGAAGUGUUGACAGAGACUCACAGGAGUGGAUUCUCGAUUCAUCCUGGAGCUACUAAGAUGUACCAUGAUUUAAAGGCGAUGUUUUGGUGGCUUGGAAUGAAGAAUGACGUGUCGAUGCAUGUGUCUAAGUAUUUGACUUGUCAAAAGGUGAAAAUUGAACAUCAAACGCCAUCUGGCAUGUCGCAACCAUUAGAGAUUUCAUAA